Hyposmocoma kahamanoa is the source of this 1476-nucleotide messenger RNA. RefSeq lists its product as uncharacterized. The transcript has a single exon. NCBI's taxonomy places the organism in Eukaryota, Metazoa, Arthropoda, Insecta, Lepidoptera, Cosmopterigidae. Bases 1 to 1476 code for a protein of 491 amino acids. The record is from RefSeq and is a predicted model, not a curated record.
AUGACGAAAAGGUCGCGAAAACCAUUCGAAGAUCUGGGAAGCAAACAAAAAAAGAUAAGAUCUGAUGAUCAUGCAGAUGAAAAUUCCAGUGAAUUAGCAUAUGCAGCUGCAACACGUUCGAAAGAAGAAGGGCAUGAUGAUAUCGCAUCUGUAAUCGAGUAUAUGAUGAAAAAUCCAGAAGCAGCCGUUACAAUUAAUAAAACGCUUAAGAAACCAUUGAAAACAGUCAUAUUUACACCAGAGAAAGUGCUUGGAUUGGUUCUUUCACUAAAACUGUCAAAGUGGCAAUAUAUUACGUUGGGAGAGGCUGCCAUUCGGGAAGGUGCUGAGGGUAUUUAUGCAUCCUACUAUAAAGUGCAACAAACCAAGCUUGAUUGCUGUCCUCCGAAGCAAUCAGUAUCAGUUACGGAUUCAUCGGCCAGGAUUACCCUUCAAGCUUUACUUGACAUCACGGUGACUAGGAUCCUUCAAAGUCUUUCUGAUGAUGUGCAAAAUAAACAGCUAAAGCUAAUAUCUAAGUGGGGAUUUGAUGGUGCUUCCAACCAAAGCCGAUACAAACAGAAAAUGGAAGGCGAGCAAGAUGAUUCAAGCAUUUUCAUGACCACAUUAGUGCCAUUAAAACUGACAGAUGGAGAUAAUACUUUAUGGACGAACCCAAAACCUUGCUCGGCUUUGUAUUGUCGUCCAGUUCAGUUUACUUUUGUAAAAGAGAGCGAAGCAGUUGUCAUUGAUCACAAAAGACAAAUGGAUGAUGAAAUUAAGGCCCUUAUCCCCACAGAAUGCAGUAAUAGUAACAGUGUGACUCAUCAACUAAUGAUGACAAUGAUCGACGGUAAAGUCUGCACUUAUCUUUCUGAAGCCAGAUCAAAUGCAUCGUGCUACCUGUGUUUAUCGAAACCAACAGAAAUGAAUCGCUUAGAUGCUGUAACAUCAAAGACCGUGUGUUCUGAUAUAUGUGAGUUUGGCUUGUCAUCCCUACAUGCCCGAAUAAAUUGCAUGGAAUGUCUGUUACACAUUGCAUACAGACUUGACUUCAAACAGUGGGCUGCGAGAAGUAAUGAGCACAAAGAAAUGUUGCAGACAACAAAGAAACUGAUUCAAAAUAAAUUUAAAGAUGAGCUCAAUCAGUUGAUUGAUAUAGUGAAACAAGGUUCAGGAACUACGAAUGAUGGGAAUACAGCCAGAAAGUUUUUCGAGUUUCCCAAAAAAACUGCAACUAUUACCGGGUUGGAUGAAGAACUUAUCAAGAGAUUUGCUGUUAUUUUGCAGGCAAUCACAUCUGGAGAAAAGAUUGACGUUGUCAAAUUCAAAGAUUUUGCCCGCAAAACAGCAGAAAAAUACGUGGAAUUAUACGACUGGUAUUACAUGUCGGUAACUGUGCAUAAAUUAUCAAUUCACGGGGCUGACAUAAUAGAGAAAAACGACAUUGUGCCUAUUAGGGACUCUUUCGGAAGAAGCCUUAGAGUCUCGAAAUAA